GGCUGGGAACAUGACACAGCUGCGCUCGGCGAGACCCCGUCUCCACACCCGAUUUGCCAUGAAAAACUAGGUGUCCUACGAGAACUUGGCCUCCAGUCUGUGUGUGAAGAACUUUUGUGAAUGAAUAAGUUGGCCUGCCACAUUGAAAAGAGUUUGGUAAGCUGGCACUGCUGCCAGGAUUUGGGAACGGGGGAGCGGGGAGGGUUCCGUAUGCUUUUCAACGCACUCAACCUAUGGCACCAGUGGCCGCUGGAAAUUGCUUUCUAUAAGUUUGGCAACUUCAGUCAAGGAUCACUUGUUAUAGAACCUUAGUCAAUGGAUUUACCGCCCUCAAUACUACAACUUUUUAACUGUACUUUCUCUCUAGGCUAGAAAUCGUGAAGCAUGGGUGACUGGAGCUUUCUCGGCCGGCUCUUAGAGAACGCACAGGAACACUCGACCGUGAUCGGCAAAGUCUGGCUGACCGUGCUCUUCAUUUUCAGGAUCCUGGUGUUGGGUGCCGCUGCAGAGGAGGUCUGGGGCGACGAGCAGUCGGACUUCACCUGUAACACGCAGCAGCCCGGCUGCGAGAAUGUGUGUUACGACGAGGCCUUUCCCAUCUCGCACAUCCGCUUCUGGGUGCUCCAAAUCAUCUUCGUGUCCACGCCGACGCUCAUUUACCUGGGCCAUGUACUGCACAUUGUUCGAAUGGAGGAAAAGCGAAAAGAGAGCGAGGAGGAGCUUCGAAAGGCCAGCCGGCUCCGGGAGGAGAAAGAUCUCCGAUAUAGAAACGGAGGGGGAGAGGAGCCCGGCGGUCGGGGUGGGGGCAAGAAAGAGAAACCGACAAUUAGAGAUGAGCAUGGAAAGAUCCGCAUUAGAGGUGCCUUGUUGUGCACCUACGUGUUCAACAUCAUUUUCAAGACCCUGUUUGAAGUGGGCUUUAUUUUAGGUCAGUAUUUCCUUUAUGGAUUCCAGUUGAGGCCCCUGUAUAAGUGCGCGCGGUGGCCCUGCCCCAACAUGGUGGACUGCUUCAUUUCCAGACCCACGGAAAAGACCAUCUUCAUCAUAUUUAUGCUUGUGGUGGCUUGCGUGUCCCUUUUGCUGAAUUUGUUCGAAAUCUAUCACCUCGGAUGGAAGAAGGUCAAACAAGGCAUGACCAACGAAUUUACCCCCGACCACGAGCUGCUGCCCGAUUCCGAUGCAGCCGAGCCGGAGUCCUCCGUCGUGUCGCCCAGGACUGCCCCUCCCACCCUCAGCUACCCGCCGGACUACACGGAGGUGGCAGUGAGUAGUGGCGCGUUCCUGCAGCCCAUGUCGGGGUCCUCCACGGCCGAGUUCAAGAUGGACCGUUUGCACGAGGAGCUGGAGGAGUCUUCCCCUUUCUACAUCAGCAACAACAACCACAAGCUGGCCGCUGAGCAGAACUGGGCCAACCUGGCCACCGAGCAGCAGACUCGGGAGAUGACCGGCGCCUCCCCUUCCCCUUCCUCCUCCUCACGUUCCUCUGAUAACGGGCGGCAAGUCAAAGACGCGGCUCAGCUCACCGGCACCUCCACCGGGGGCAGUUUGAGCAUGGGGACGGAGGAGGGGCACGUCACCACCACGGUGGAGAUGCACGAGCCCCCCGUCAUUUUUACUGACGCUCGCCGACUGAGCAGAGCUAGUAAAGCCAGCAGCGUAAGAGCGAGACCCAGUGAUCUGGCAGUUUAGCGGCUCUCUAGCUCAACCCCAAACAUAAACAGACACACAAGAGAGGAAAUGAGAGGCAGAUUGCUGGAAGAUAAAAAGAUUCAUAAAUAUUAAUGCAUUUAUAAAAGUUACACGGGUGUGCAGUCAGUGAGUUCAGUCAGAUCUUAUGUUAUUGUAGGCUACAUGCAUAUGGAAAAGCAUAAUACUUCUCAAUUUGGCCUUAUUACAAUCAUUUUUUUGGCUAGUGUUGUGGAUACACUCAACUUUUCAUUCCUUUGAUUCAUACGCAUUUGGAAGACCGGAAACACAAGCUCAUGGUAAAUUUAGUUGCUGAAAGGAUUUAUGACCUGCGGAUUUGUGUCACAUGAAAAUGUGUUGCCGGUUGAAGAUCAAUACGUGAUGCCGUAAACGUUUAAAAAAUCCAAGAUGGAAGAAUCAAUGAUAAUAGCAAUACUGCAAAAUCUAAAAUGUUGGUUAAAUUAAAUAAAUAAAUAAACGCGUGUGAAAAAGUGUGAGGAGAAUUGUUUUUAACACUGAACUAUAAUUAUUAACCAAAUUGAUGUCAUGUUACCUGAAUUAAUUGAAAAUAGUAAUCCUAGUAUAAGCAGAAUAAUGGAAUAUUAUUACAACGUGCAUUAGAGUUCUAAUAAUUUUAUGGUCUAUCAAAUGUUAGUGCUACAAGUACUAUGUGCCAUAUGCAACUGGUAUUUUUUUGCUAUUCCUACUUGUAAAUGAAGCUUUUGGGACAACUCACUGACUGACAUCCUGAGAAACUGGGUGCACCCUUUAAUCGUUGCAUUAAGAAAUGGAAGAAAAUUAGGCUGCAAUUAUGGACUUAAAGAAAUAAGUAAAUGAUAUAAUGACCUCUUUUGGAUCUUUUAUGAUAAAAGGUAAUACAGAGAAGGUUUCUCAUAAUACUUAUGAGAAAAUGUAAUGUAUUAUUAAUACUUACAUAACAAAUUAUAUUUAAACGGUUGCAUUUUUAUAUUUGAGCAAAUGCCAUUUUAAAUGAUAAAACUGUAUCUGCUUGAAGCGAAGAUCAAAUUCACAAGCACCCAUUACUUGAACAUUUUAAAACUUUGUCAAUUAUACAGGCACAUGCCUCCACAUUUCCUCACUUUAGAGGAGAGAUGAAGACAUGUUGGGGAGAAACCCAAAGUGAAAAGCACAUAGCUCUAUGAAAGUGGAAAACCUUAUCGCAUUACUAUGAAAUAUACAUAGUAAUUUACAAUAUUUACAAAUGAAAGUAUUACUGAAAGAAAGUAAUAUUUGACAGUGAAGUAUUUAGAUAACUGUUGUACUACUGAAUGGUGCAGAGCAUGUAUUUCUCUGGACCAUGUUUUUCCCCACUUUUUUAAAUCCCAUGAUCUGAAGUUUACAUCCUGCUUCUAUAUUACAUUUGAGAGUUUUAACACGUGUCCAAUUUUACCAUCAGAUACAUUUUGACAAUCUGGCAAACUCUAUAUACUGUAUGUGGUAUCAUUAUUGGUUUUAUUACAAAACGUUUGAAAAAAAAGAAAAGAAAACAAAGUUGGUUGAGAAUGCGUACAAAACAGUUUUUCUGUAGUCGGUUCCCGGUUUCCAAAGUAGUUACUUUAAAAUGGACAUUCAAUGAUGCUGAAGGUGUCUUAUGCUGAUAUGGAGAUUAUCUCUUGUUUUGUACAGUUUCAGGUUACUGUUGGUCCUUAUCAAAACUGACUGCUGCUGUUAUAAGCUAUAACAUGCACAGCCUUCUGUCACAGUGCCAGUAAAGAUAGGAAACAGCAGAUAAACUCUCACACAUUUGACUCGGGUUUUGGGGAACCUUUACUUUUUGGGACCUCUUUAAACAUGAUGUACUGUAUCAGGUAUAUACUACAUGCUUUCAGUCCAUUUAAAGAGACAGGCAGCCCUAAAAGAGAAACACUAUACCGAACAGAGACAGUGCAGGUUUGCGCUUAAUACAGUAUUGUUUUUUAUCAGAUCAUAGUAUCUACAAAUGUAUGUUAUUUAUUUCCUGCUGUUUAAUGUAUCCCAAAUGAAAGUGUGUUAUUUUGUCAUUCUUGGUUCUUAAAGUUUACAUUUUAGUAAAUAGUUGAAGAUUUGCACAUUUAGGCGAAACAACACACUGUUCAAGAAUUCUUACAUAGGUAGAAAAGACGGAAAUAUUUUUUGAUCCUUAAAGGAAAAUGUCUUAAUGGUAAAACUUGUUGUGUUAAUGGCAGUGUUAUUACACUUAAAUAACAUCAAAUGUAAUUUCUAAAACAGCACUUGUAGAGUAUAAGAAAUAUACACGUUUCCAGUGUUUUGAUUUUAGGACUGUUGUGAUGGACCGCAGGAAAUUUGAACAUUUUUCAUCAAUUCUGAAUUUGAAUUGGCCAGCCAGCUCCUUCUCCUUUCUCGAUCCGUUUGUAGUGUAUUUAGUAUCAGCCCAUUCUUCUCAGAUAACGCUCAUUUCUUGAUCUUACUGAACUGAUUUUCUCAAGCAGAGCUGAUUAUUCUGACCAAUCAGGGAAAUGAACCACCUACAUAUGCUCAGAACAGCAGCCUGUUUCAAUGCUGUCUUAAGAGA
Triplophysa rosa is the source of this 4219-nucleotide messenger RNA. RefSeq names its product gap junction protein, alpha 3 (gene gja3). Lineage: Eukaryota; Metazoa; Chordata; Actinopteri; Cypriniformes; Nemacheilidae. Gene Ontology annotation, cellular component: connexin complex. Gene Ontology annotation, biological process: cell communication. The coding region runs from base 385 to 1689 and encodes 434 amino acids. The transcript is spliced from 3 exons. The record is from RefSeq and is a predicted model, not a curated record.